CAGCGAUGCCCAGUGAGAGAGAAGCCGCCUGCGCCGCCGGUCCCCGGUCCUCUCGCCCUCAGCUCGCCUCCCCCGUCCCACUGACAGGCGGAAGCUACCGUGCGCCGCCGCUGCUUCUAAGCCGCAGCGACCUUCCGACUGUGGGUUCGGUAGCCGGAGCAGCAGCGCAGCCAUGUGGGAGUCGAGCCGGGUGCGGCUGCUCUUUAUGCUGGCCCUGACCUUCAUCUUCUUCGUGGUGGAGGUGGUGGUGAGUCGGGUGACCGGCUCGCUGGCGAUGCUGUCCGACUCCUUCCACAUGCUGUCGGACGUGAUCGCGCUGGUGGUCGGGCUAGUGGCGGUGCGCUUCGCCCAGAAGACCCGCUCUACGGACAAGAACACGUUCGGCUGGAUCCGGGCCGGGGUGAUGGGGGCACUGGUCAAUGCCGUGUUCCUCACCGCCCUGUGCUUCACUAUCGUGCUGGAAGCCAUCGAGCGAUUCACCGAGCCCCAAGCCAUCGAGCAGCCGCUGGUAGUGAUGGGGGUGGGUGCCGGGGGGCUGCUCAUUAACCUCAUUGGGCUGUGUAUGUUCCGGGACAGUGCGGGGCACGGGCACUCACACGGGGGGCACGGACACUCGCACGGAGCCAAGAAAUCGCACCGACCCCGGGAGCGAGCAGCGGGGGAAUCGGCCGCCCUGGAUCGGGAGGAAACCAACAUCCUGGUGGAGAACUGCGGGAACUCGCUGGCAGCCGCGGCGGCGGAGGGGAUGCCGGGAAAACACGAUGCCUUGGCAGAGAAUAUCGUAGACGGUCGAGUAAAUGGAAACGUCAUUGAGAACAACUUGCCAGAAAUCCACGAAGAUGGCACUCAGCUUAACAUGCGUGGGGUGUUCCUGCACGUUCUUGGAGAUGCGUUGGGUUCGGUUAUCGUGGUGCUAAAUGCUUUGGUCUUUUACUUUGUUUUUAACCCGUGUCCAAGCGACGAAGGCUGCAUUAAUCCUUGUGUAGAAGACCACUGUGAUAAAAAAGUCAAUGUCUCCGCUCUCUCCUCGAAUCCAGACAACACUUCUUCACCUCCUGAAAUACAAAUGGCUGGGCCUUGCUGGGUGCUUUACCUCGAUCCCUCACUGUGUGUGAUCAUGGUGUGCAUUCUUCUGUACACCACCUACCCACUUCUGAAAGAGUCCGCCCUGAUCCUUUUGCAAACUGUUCCUAAGCAAAUUGACAUAUCGUCCCUGAAGCAGAAACUGAAAAACCUAGACGGUGUGGAAGCCGUUCACGAGCUCCACGUCUGGCAGCUAGCCGAAAGCCGCAUCAUUGCCACUGCGCACAUAAAGUGCCAUGAUCCUACCGCUUACAUGGACGUGGCUAAACGUAUUAAAGACUUCUUUCACGACGAAGGCAUCCACGCCACUACCAUCCAGCCGGAAUUUUCAAGCGUGGAAUCGGGAUCAAGAAUUUCCCUGUGUGAGCUGUCCUGCAGAACUCAGUGUGCGCCAAAGCAGUGUUGCGGGAGCACGGAAAAGAACGUUUCAGGAAAAAAGUCAAAUUGUGGCGCCGCCUCUUUCUCCAGUCUAGGAAUGAUCAGCGAAUCUCCGGAGCAUGCAACCAAAAGGACUAAUGCUUCCGAGAAGCCUAGCAAUGAGCUGAAGGUGAAUGUAGACCCCAGCGUUUGAUACCAAAAUGUUGCUUUAUUUCAUGACGUUUUAGUUUUCUUACCUUUAUGGACAUCGAUUUACACCCCUGUAAAGGGAAACAUGGACCGGCUAGUUUUUAUGAUGCGAUGUUCAGAACAAUUCCACUUGUCGGGACUGUACUACGAUUCAGUUGACAUUCAUAGAACUUUUUAUGUCGUUGUUACAAUUUUAUAUUUUGCUUCACCCAGAACACGCUGCCGUUACCGACGGUAACUGAGUAGUAUUUGCAGUCUCUUAUCAGAGAAUUCUUUUUUUUAUUUACUUUAAUUUAUCUCUAGCUGUUUCGAUGGCAUAUCUAAUAUUUGGUGGCUGCUGACCCUUGAUCAUCUCUCUGCUGCUCAGUGCAUGAGUGACAAGUAACGCGCCUUCGCUGCUUCUCCUUCUCAAGGAUGAUCGCUCGCGCGGCCUCAGUACUUCUUCUAGAUACAACAUGGCUGAUGCUGCCGUACUGGCAAAGCAGCUUUUUGUCGGCCUGCCUGGGAAAUGGCAACUAAUUCUGUCAGCUGCUGUAGACUCAUGCCUUUAAAAUAUAAAAUGUUUUUCUCAAGUUA
Molecule: messenger RNA, 2226 nt
Organism: Xenopus tropicalis (tropical clawed frog)
Lineage: Eukaryota; Metazoa; Chordata; Amphibia; Anura; Pipidae
Gene: slc30a1
Product: solute carrier family 30 member 1
Biological process (GO): calcium ion transport; transmembrane transport; monoatomic cation transport
Cellular component (GO): membrane
Molecular function (GO): transition metal ion transmembrane transporter activity; monoatomic cation transmembrane transporter activity; metal cation:monoatomic cation antiporter activity
Source: RefSeq, marked provisional